GUUCGCCUCGUGGCUACUGCUGUCGGGCCUCAAGUUUAUUAUGAAGACCUCUCCGGUCACAGCCAUUGCUCUCACAAUUCCCGGCCCUAAAGAUCACGCGACCAAAAAACAAGGAUAUAACACACUUUGCAUAUCAUUGGCCGCUCACGCCAUUCAACUCCUGAGUUCGCUGUUCGAUGACCUGAAGUCUGAGAUAAGUUUGGGCUCUUAUAACAGGCUCUCGAACGCCGAAAAGCUGACGAGUCAUCACUCGUCGAGUUCUUUCAAAUACAACAAAUUUGGUUACUAUAGCGCGUGGCAGAGGAUCGAAAUGCUGAUGUCCAACAUCAACAUCACUAACCUCUUGUUCACACUGUCGUCGGCCAGCUAUCGAAAGGCCGGUCUCUUGAAAACAGUGUCCCGAACGGCGAGUCUCGAGCAGAACGACAAGACUAACAGCCCUUCGGUCUCCAAUUCGCACGAUUUGGACGACGAGUCGUGCUUUAGUUCAGACGACUCGAGUCGCGACGAGGACUCCGAACCCAUAUUAGGCCAUCUGUUUAGAGAGCACGACGAGAGUCAAGCCUCUGAUAAGUCGAUGAAAAGCCGACAAACUCUUGAUAUGAAUUACUGUAACGAUAAGCGCGAACCGCACCGACAUCUGACACUCUCGACAUCGAUAUUUGAAUUGCUGAACACAUACUUUGUCUGCUCGGAGAUUGAGUCUCUGCGGCAUUAUUUCAAGCAAACGAUCAAUGAUUCCCAGAUCUGUAUUUUGGCGCAUAUUAUCAAAGACUUGGACCGCGAAUGUGUCCACAAUUAUAACUUCUAUUCGGACUUUUCGCCCGCUUUGACUUCAUUUAUGCAUAAUUUGAUCGCCACUGAAGUGCUGAGCGAUGCGCUCCAGAACUCGUUGCUGUCAUCGUUGGGCGUGAAUCCGGAUCCGGCGCCCGAAGGCGUUUGGCCACUAUAUGUCGCGCCCAAAACU
Molecule: messenger RNA, 967 nt
Organism: Medioppia subpectinata
Lineage: Eukaryota; Metazoa; Arthropoda; Arachnida; Sarcoptiformes; Oppiidae
Source: the annotation of a GenBank genome assembly